Molecule: messenger RNA, 276 nt
Organism: Malassezia restricta
Lineage: Eukaryota; Fungi; Basidiomycota; Malasseziomycetes; Malasseziales; Malasseziaceae
Product: vacuolar ATPase assembly integral membrane protein VMA21
Exons: 3
Coding region: 1-276 (91 amino acids)
Biological process (GO): vacuolar proton-transporting V-type ATPase complex assembly
Source: RefSeq, a predicted model, not a curated record
AUGUCGAUCGAUGUGACGCCAUCGCGCGUUGGACCACCGGGUCCUGAUCCCGCUCGUGGUGUCUAUUAUAAGCUGGCGUUCUUCAGCACAGCCUUGUUUGUGCUGCCCAUUGUCGCUUACUACUAUGCCAAGGACAGAUGGUUAGGGGGUGACGCUGUGUAUGCGGGAGGCCUUGCUGCAUUGGUGGCCAACCUUGUUCUAGCUGGCUACAUCGUUGCUGCAUGCCUGGAAGACGAUGGGACGCAGAGCCAAAGACGUGCGAAAAAGACACAAUAA